UAAACGUAAAUUAUUGACGUUUUCGUAGCAACACUCGGAAAUGUCGCAACGAUCGUGGAAGAGAAAAAAACCCAAACGACGAGUGAAAAAAGUUUUCUCGUCGUUGGCCUGCUCAGAGGCUGGACCGAGAAACAAGAAAAACGAUUAAUGAUUUCAAACAGAGCAGUCUCGUACGCUUUUAUUAUGAAAACUUAAUUAUUCAUUUUAUUACGAGAAAGAGGAUUCACGAUCGACGUUCCAGCGACGAGACUCCGCAGUGUAAAAUUGUUGAGGCCUUUUCUCCUCGGAAUUCGACGACUCGCUUCUCCACUCAGUCAUUUUGGAGGAGCAGAACUUUUCAGACACUCUGUAUUUAGGGGAUGGUACGACGUUGGAUUUCACGGUUCGGGUAUGAUAAAAACUCCCAACAUCGAUGCCCUCGCAUAUACCGGUUUGAUACUCAACAAUUACUACGUUACACCGAUAUGUACGCCCUCGAGAAGUGCUUUGAUGACCGGCAAGCAUCCAAUUCACACUGGAAUGCAGCAAGGAGUUUUGAAAGGCGCCGAGAGAAGAGGUUUGCCGCUGAGCGAAAAACUGCUCCCCGAAUAUCUCCGAGAACUCGGUUACGUUAAUUAUAUCGUAGGAAAGUGGCACUUGGGUUUUUAUAAAAAGGAGUACACUCCGACGUAUCGGGGGUUCAAAAAACAUGUCGGAUUUUGGACCGGUCACCAGGAUUACUCUGACCACACUGCAGUUGAAAAUCACUUUUGGGGCUUGGACAUGAGGAGGGACCUCGAACCGGCCUGGGACCUUCACGGUCGAUAUUCGACGGACGUAUUUACCGGGGAAGCGAUUAAAAUCAUCAACAAUCACAAUACGAGCGAUCCUUUGUUUCUUUAUCUCGCUCACACCGCUGUACAUUCCGGAAAUCCGUACAAUCCGUUGCCAGCACCCGACGACGUCGUGGAAAAAUUUGAUUGGAUUCCCGAUUACAAAAGACGUCGAUUCGCAGCGAUGCUUCACAAACUCGAUCGCUCCGUUGGCGACGUUAUUGAAGCUCUGAAAAAAAGAGACAUGCUCGCUGAUAGCCUCAUUGUAUUUUCAACCGACAACGGUGGACCAGCGGCUGGUUUUAAUUUAAAUGCUGCUUCAAAUUGGCCGCUCCGAGGAGUUAAAAAUACUCUGUGGGAGGGCGGAGUGAGAGGAGUCGGCGUCGUUUGGUCUCCAAAAAUUGGGCAGCCUGGUCGAGUCUCCAAUCAGCUUUUCCACAUUACCGAUUGGUUGCCGACGCUUCUUAGUGCAGCGGAAGAACCGGAAGAGACGAUAAGCAGUACUAUUUCGAGUAUGAAUCUCGACGGAAUGAAUCUUUGGAAAGCUCUCAAAGACGAUGCGACUUCACCGCGACAAAGCGUCCUCCACAACAUCGACGAUGCGUUUCACAAUGCUGCGAUCACAAAAAACGGUUGGAAAUUGCUUCGAGGAAUCACUUACAGUGGAGCAUGGGACCGUUGGUACGAGUCAUCAGAGGCCAAUUACACGUACGUUGAGGUCGAUGUGAUCGAGAGUACAGCGGGAAGAUCGUUAACAAGUGCAGGCUCGAUUCUGACACCAGAAAUUAUAAGGAAGCUUCGGUUCGAUGCAACGUUAAACUGUGAAGCUCCGAAAAUCAGGAACGUUUGCAGGCCGACUGAGGAAGAUUGUCUGUUCAACGUUUCUCUCGAUCCUUGUGAAUUUAAUAACGUUGCUAAAGAAAACCCAGAAAUGGUUCGUUUGCUCGGUGAAGAGUUAAAAAAGUGGAACGCAACCGCAAUUAAACCAUCCAACAAACCCUUGGACCCAAAGGGGAACCCGAAGCUUUGGAAUUAUACUUGGACAAAUUUCGGCGACUACGAGAAAUUAAGCAACGAAAGGACGAACUGAGAAAAAAGUUUUCCUCUUCGCUCGUCGUGUGUUUGCUUGGGAAUUUACGAGAGAGGAAUCGGAAAGCAGGAAGUGGCGUAAUAAAUGUAACGGUUUUUGGCCACGUUGGAAAUUUUCGUGAAUAAUAUUUCUCUUAGGAUGUUUUCCACAAUUCUUUAAUUUCAUUAUCCAGAAUCUUUUUCUGUCUUUUAUAAAAUUCGUUGAGAAUUGUUAUCAUAUUUUUUAAAAUAAAAUCGAGUCUGCAGAUUUCCGGUUCUCUUAAAAUAGUACUUGAGUAUCGCGAUUGGUCUUUUUUUGAUGAUUCCCACGAAAAUGUACUUUCGAAUUUUUUAUCCCCGUUUUCGAGAUUUUUACUUUCAAUUCUCCCUCAUUUUUUCAACUGCCCCUUCCUUUGUUGAAGUUAUUUUGAUUAUUUUGGUUGAAAAAAAAUUCGUCAGUGAAGAUCUGUGAAGACAAAAAUCGUUGCUUUUGGUUCCAGUGUUUUUGUUUCCUCCUUUGAAAAAAUCAGCUGUUUCAUUGGCCAAAAAGUGUUACAUGUAUUUGAUGUUGAUAAAAUAGAAAAAAAUCGUUGUUGCUAUAAAUAAAUAAUUAUGUACCAAUGAAAUUUAUACAGAAUACAGUUUUCGAUUGAGUGUCGAUUAGUCGAUUUGUUGGGCCGAGAGACCGCGAGCGGCUUUGCCGGUAUUUGUGUUCGUAUAUUUUAGUGGCGAUUACGUUUUUCCAUCCUUUUGAUUGGCUAAAACGUGAGUAUCGGAUCUUCCCUAUGAUCCAGAAUAUCUGUAAACAAAAAAUCAUUGUGAACUCGUAAAUGUCCUUUUUUCCCAUUUUGAUUAAAACGUAAAGCCAUUGGGCAUUUCUUUCGCA
Venturia canescens is the source of this 2766-nucleotide messenger RNA. RefSeq names its product arylsulfatase B. The record is from RefSeq and is a predicted model, not a curated record. The transcript has 8 exons. NCBI's taxonomy places the organism in Eukaryota, Metazoa, Arthropoda, Insecta, Hymenoptera, Ichneumonidae. The coding region runs from base 391 to 1902 and encodes 503 amino acids.